CAGCUCCGCUGGGCUCCCGGCGCCUCCUCCUCCCAGCCUGCGGUAGGCUGCCGGGCUUCUGUGGGUGGGGGAAGGCUGGACUGAUGCAGCUCGAGCUUGCAGGACUUGCUGCCAAAUUGGAUGUGAAGUGUAUGGGAAAGGAAGGAACCAAGGAUGACUCCGCAGAGAAAAUAGUUUGGAAGGCACUACUAUUCUUUUGAACAUACUAGUUUUGGUGCCCAGUGCCAGUGGCUACCCUGUUGGACAGCGAAGAUAUAGAAUAUUUCCAUCAUUGACGAACAUUCUGUUGGUCAUUGUCGGACUGGAGAAACUCGAAGCAUGCUGGAUCUUACCCCGACCAGGGAUUGAACCCCACGCCCCCGCAGUGGGAGCGCAGUCUUAAGCACUGGACACCAGGGAAGUCCUGCCUAUGUUUUAAACCAGCUUAAAAGUUUCUGUAAUAUGUUUUAAAGAUGACAACGGCAACACGACAAGAAGUUCUUGGCCUCUACCGCAGAAUUUUCAGGCUUGCGAGGAAAUGGCAGGCUGCAUCAGGGCAGAUGGAAGACACCAUUAAAGAAAAACAGUACAUAUUAAAUGAAGCCAGAACACUGUUUCAGAAAAACAAAAAUGUCUCAGUCCAGCGGCUUACAGACACAGACCUGAUUAAACAGUGUAUAGAUGAGUGCACAGCCAGGAUUGAAAUUGGACUACAUUACCAGAUUCCUUAUCCAAGGCCAAUUCAUCUACCUCCUAUGGGCCUUACCCCACUACGAGGCCGGGGACUUCGAAGCCAGGAGAAAUUGAGGAAAUUUUCCAAACCAGUAUAUCUCAAGUCUCACGAUGAAGUUUCCUAACCCAGAAAAAAAGUUUUUUUCUGAGAAUGAUGAGCCAACUAGGCCUUAAAUGUAAACCAGACAACAAGGGUCUUCUUGAUUAGGAGCAAAAAUCCAAAUAUCUUCUUA
Physeter macrocephalus (sperm whale) is the source of this 944-nucleotide messenger RNA. It is a transcript of the gene LYRM1, whose product is annotated as LYR motif containing 1. Gene Ontology annotation, cellular component: mitochondrion. Bases 453 to 836 code for a protein of 127 amino acids. The transcript is spliced from 8 exons. The record is from RefSeq and is a predicted model, not a curated record. Lineage: Eukaryota; Metazoa; Chordata; Mammalia; Artiodactyla; Physeteridae.